Sorghum bicolor (sorghum) is the source of this 1985-nucleotide messenger RNA. Its product is annotated as expansin-A25. The transcript is spliced from 3 exons. NCBI's taxonomy places the organism in Eukaryota, Viridiplantae, Streptophyta, Magnoliopsida, Poales, Poaceae. Gene Ontology annotation, cellular component: extracellular region. Gene Ontology annotation, biological process: plant-type cell wall organization. Bases 196 to 945 code for a protein of 249 amino acids. The record is from RefSeq and is a predicted model, not a curated record.
CAAUUCCCGUGCCCUGCGCCGCGCAUAAUUCUCAUUAUUCCGCUGAUCCUAUAUAAGCCACGCCACGAUCACCCCAAAUUAAUCUGUCAGAGCAUCCUACGCAUUUGAGCUCCUGGUUUGGUUUACUGAAACCACUACAUACUCCUCCUCUGUAUCUGUAUUGUUCACUGAGAGAUAGAGAUAGACGAUAUAUAGAUGGACAGACCCCUCGCAUUGCUCGCCGUCCUGGCGGCGACGUCGUUCUUCGCGCCGGCGAAGGGCUGGAACUACGGGACGGCGACGUUCUACGGCGGCCGCGACGGCUCCGGCACAAUGGGUGGCGCGUGCGGGUAUGGCAACCUGUACCAGGCCGGGUACGGGACGAACACGGCGGCGCUGAGCUCGGUGCUGUUCAACGACGGCGCGGCGUGCGGUCAGUGCUACCUGGUGAUGUGCGACAGCAACGCGUCCCCCUGGUGCAGGCGCGGCGCCGCGGUGACCGUCACGGCCACCAACUUCUGCCCGCCCAACUGGGCGCAGCCCAGCAACAGCGGCGGCUGGUGCAACCCGCCGCGGCCGCACUUCGACAUGGCGCAGCCCGCCUGGGAGCGCAUCGGCGUCUACAGAGCCGGCAUCAUCCCCGUCCUGUACCAGCAGGUGACGUGCUGGAGGCAGGGAGGGAUCAGGAUCACCAUCGGAGGGUCCAGCUUCUUCCAGCUGGUGCAGUUCUCCAACGUGGCCGGCAGCGGCUCCAUCCGGUCCGUGUCUGUGAAGGGGACCAAGACCGGGUGGGUCGCGCUGAACCGCAACUGGGGCGCCAACUGGCAGUGCAACUCGGCGCUCUUCGGCCAGUCGCUCUCCUUCUCCGUCACCUCCACCGGCGGCCAGACGCUCUACAUGACCGACGUCGUGCCGUCGUGGUGGCAGAUCGGCAUGGCUUUCGGAAGCAACUAUAAUUUCUACUAAAUGAUACGGAUCAUUUGCCUAGCUCUAGCUCUAGCUCGGCCACCACGUACGUUGGGGUUGGGCCAAGUGCAGCUACUCAGCUAGCUAGGGAUGAUGUUUGUCCGCGAACCCGUAAAUAGGUUGUAAAAAUUAAACAUGUUUACGGGUCUGUGGACAGCAGGUGUAUAUUUAUUCUGAUCGCGUGAAUUGGGAAAUUUUUGUUCGUUAUUUUUUGGACUGCUCUGUACAUUUGUUGUCAGAAAAAAAGAAAAAUAUAUUAAUCAUCAUUUUCGGACUUAAAUGGGUCCAACAUGAAAAGGUUACAGUGCUUGUAUACUGUAGACGAUAAAUAAUGUAGCGCUGGUAUACUGUACUGUAUAUUGUUGCCAACUCUCCCAAUUGUGAGCACAAAAGUUUGGCAUAUACUUCCCCAAAAAAGGUUUACAAGAAGAACUUUAUUGAUCUGCUGCAGUCCAGGAAAGCUUACUCAGUCCAUAAAUAAUUGUGGCCGAGGAAAGAUAAAAUUAAGCCCUGGAUCGAUGUUCAGCCUACCGUUGAUGUUUGGCAAUAAAAACAAUAAAACGUCUACGGCCCAAAUCAGUGGAUUGGUGUUGUCUUUAAUGCAUAGCCCACUGCCCACCGUGAGAAAGCGACGAUAUUGGGCCCGUUAGUCUUCAGACAUACGGAUUGGGCCAGACGACCUGGGCCUUCACUACCGGUGCCAGGCCGUAAUCUUGCAUCCCUUUCCUUCCUUCUGAGCUCGGAUGAUGCCAUCAUUCGAGUUAAAAUAGACUUGGUAAACCAUAAACGAUUCACUCACAAAGCAGCCACCGUACCAUUUCAUUACGAAGAACAAGAACAACUCACGGAGCAGCGAUUUAUAAAAUGCAUCACUACCAAAUAAGUAGACUUAUUCAUACCAUACGAUUUCCAGAAGACCAAAGGCUCACAAUAGUUGUUGCUAUUGCUAACACAUUUUUUUCAUUUCUAGUAGGCAGCGUGGGCAGGCUUCACAAGUAAAAAUCUGGAAGCCUGCACUCUGCAACUAUGAAAAGGAGCAA